This is a messenger RNA of Haemonchus placei, 345 nucleotides long. NCBI's taxonomy places the organism in Eukaryota, Metazoa, Nematoda, Chromadorea, Rhabditida, Trichostrongylidae. The record is from the annotation of a GenBank genome assembly.
AUGAACAGUAUACUAUCAAAAUAUGUAAACGUCCUAAAGAUUACACAUCUAAGAGCUAUGUUGUUCGGUAACUUUCAUUUGCGUGGCCGAAAAACGCGGCGUAAACGACGCUGGUCCAAUAUUCCAUGCUUCCACCUUCACAGGUAUCUCUUUGCCAUAAAGAUCUAGCAAAACUUGUGGAUCAACUUCAUCGUAGACUGAUGUACUCUUCUUGGUGGGUUCCUCCUGUUUGAUAAAUGGGGUCAACAUAGAAAAUUCUGGAUCAAUGCACAGUUGAAGGGGAGCUCUCGUCUGUUCUUCUCGGAAAGGCACGCCAGCCUUCUCACAAGCCUUUUUAGCCAGUAA